CUCUUCAAUGAGAACGACGGCUGCGUGGCUGGGCGAGCGUUUCCACCGGGUGUCACGUUUCCGUCGACGGAAAUAAAUGCGACCGAGUGCGUGUCCCUCGCGCUCCGUAGCCUCCUGCGUCUCCCGUGGCUCGUGGAACGUCGUCGCGUAGUGAGAGUUUUAGCGCGGACCUCUGACGCUUCCAAAGGCGUUACCUGCCCCCCGAAGAUCGCUACCAGGUGUUUUCCGCGAUGCUGGAGAACCUCCUCUGCGCGGGGUGAAUGGAGAACGGAGGGUCCUGUGACCGGUGAUCGGGAUUCCAUCACCCGGUACGCGGCUCCUCGAUGUUUUGGACGUCUUUGACUAGUUGCUUUGAGGGGGCAUGCGAGUGGUGGGACGAAUUCUUUGUCGAAGGGAAUUCUUUUUCACGGUGCGAUUGAUGGGAGGGUUGUUGACGAAGAUUUGCGUAUAAUGUGCUGCCUAGAUAUGUACACAAAUUCUUCAGAACAUUGUGGAAGUAAACGAUAUUACUCGUGCAGACCUUGACACUGUGUGGAUAAAGUGAUUUUAUCUGUUCUUUUAUAUAUUCUGGUUAUUUAAGAAAUGUGAGGACCAGGAACCCCGAAAAGGAAUAACUUCACGUUAAAACUCUUGGAAUGAUACCAAAUUUGACUUCUUCUCGUUCAUAUAAAUUAUUUUCAAAAUCAGUGAACGUUGGGGUGACGAUGCAAGAGUGAAGUUCGCCAAGUUUUGUGGAAUUUAGUUCUCGAUUACCGAAAGUGUUCCAAGUGAAGUGACUGAAGAGUGAGACAUUCUUCCGGAGAUUCUUGCCCCGGAAUAUGUGGAUUCGCGAACGCCCGGAGAAUUGAUCGAGAGUUCCAGGAAACUAAUCGGCUGUCUCUCGAGCGUCCCUGGAGUACCCCAGUAUAUUUGUUCCAUCAACUGUACCUAAAGAGCUUCCAAACAACGUGACGACCAGCCGAGAAGCUGGUCGGGCUCGUCGAUCGUGUGUGCGAUGAAAAUCGCGCGAACGUUUAAUCCCCGCGCAGUUAAGCCGAAGUAGACGAUGAUCGGGCGUGUUUCCAUCGAGUGUUGUUGCUACGUGCAGCGUUGAAACUGACGUACGAUCUAAAAAUCGAUCGGGCAACCCGAACGGGUCAGGGAUCAUGCCGAUCGAGUUUGAGCACGGUCACUAGAGACGAUGGCCCGUCGCGUUACGCGGCCGAAGACAACUGCUAAUCUUGGUGCUCGCCCGUGCUAGUGACUAGCCAGUGUCAAAGUAGGAUUAAGUGUGCAACGAGACGUUCGUGAAUCUGCGCCACAAGUCUGCCAAGCUGCCACCUGCCUGCACCUAUGGGGGGAAGCAUGCAACACCGGAGGAAACUCUUUCAAAUCCCAAGCGAGACGCUGAGAGCUGAACCGCACGAGAGACUGGGAAUUCCAUCCGCCAUCGCGAGUUGCAGUGACGAAUGCAGCGCCACGAUGACGCGAGCACUAGGACGAUGGAGACGACGAUCUCGCGUCGGGACACAACAUGCCCUGAGGCUGAUCGUACAGAUCCUACUAAUACAGAGUCUCGCUACCGCCCAGAUAGCCAAGUGCCCGCCCCCCGAGACUAUUCCAGGCUGUCCUUGUUACAAUAUUGAGGAUGGUUUUUUCCUAGAAUGCGCUGGCGCUACCGAGGAAACCCUGAGGACCACUAUGCAGGGCGUUCUGAACGCAGGCGGAGCCGGUACAAUGGUGCAGUCGUUGAGCGUUUACGAGCUGGACAAAAGCGUGGAGGAAUUGAAAGACAGCUGCUUCCCGCCCGGCUCUCAGAUCAGACACCUACAAAUCUCUCACUCGUCCCUCCGUGAAAUUAGCGAGGGAGCGUUCACGAAUCUGAGGGAUAGCCUGGAGUCGUUAGCUCUGGUGUCCAGCCGUUUGUCCCACGUGCCGCAGAAGUCGCUGGCCAACUUGCACAAGUUGGCCGCCUUGGAUCUCGAGGCCAAUUUGAUACAGGACCUCUCCUCGUACUGCUUGUACGACCUGAAGUUGAUGAAGCUGACGCUGAAGGGCAAUCAGAUAUCGAAGAUCUCCGAGUACGCGUUCGCAGGUUUGGAGGACAGCCUUAGUGAUCUGGACCUGGCCGAGAACAAGUUGAAAAUGUUCCCCAUGGCGCCUCUGAGGAGACUGGAGAGCCUGGCGUCUCUUAGACUCGCCUGGAAUGAGAUAUCGGAGCUACCCAAUGGCAAGUACAGCCGACUCAGCUCGCUGUUAAUCCUGGACUUGAGCAGCAAUAACUUCGAGAAACUGACCGAGGACUGCUUCUGGUCGUGUCCCAUUUUACACACCCUCUCGCUUUAUUACAACUCGAUCGAAACCGUUCACAAGGACGCGUUCGUCUCCCUCAAAGACCUAGAGUCGAUCGAUCUCAGCCACAACAAGAUCGUGUUCCUCGAUAUAGCCACGUUCAAAGGGAACGAAAGGCUACGCACCAUCGAGCUGAGCCACAAUCACAUUCACUACAUCGGCGGGGUUUUCGCGAGGAUGCCGGAGUUGAGGGAACUGUACCUGGCGGAGAACAAUAUCCUCGAGAUCCCCGGUGACGCAUUUAUCGGCAGUAUCAGCCUGGCGGUCGUCUACCUCCAGCAGAACGCCAUCAGAAGAAUCGAUGGGAAGGGACUCACCAGUCUCACGCAAUUGGCCCAAUUAUAUCUUAGCAACAACUACAUCGAGAAGGUGCCGCGAGAGUUUCUCGAGCACUGCGGAAAUCUCUCCUCUCUGUCCCUAGACGGAAACAAGAUUCGCGAGCUGCAACCAGGCACUUUCCUGAAAUUGUAUCAAUUGAGGGAGCUACGACUGCAAGACAAUCACAUCACCGAGGUGAAGCGGGGGGUUUUUUCACCCCUGCCGUCGUUGCUGGAGCUUCACUUGCAGAACAACGCCAUCACCGACAUGGAGACCGGCGCAUUGAGGACGCUGAACAGCCUACAGCAUGUUAAUUUACAGGGAAAUCAGCUGACGGUGUUGGGCGACGUGUUCCAGUUGUCCACCUCCGAGUCGUCCUCUGGGGGGAGUUCCUUGGUGUCCAUUCAGUUGGACAGCAACGGAUUGGCAGUGUUGCACAACGAUUCUCUGCGUGGACAGGCUUCGGUGAGGAUCAUGUGGCUGGGUCACAACAGGUUAACGCACCUACAGGCACCCCUCUUCAGAGACUUGCUUCUCGUAGAGCGGCUGUACUUGACCAACAACUCGAUAUCCAGUAUCGAGGACGGCGCCUUCCAGCCGAUGCAGGCUCUGGAGUUCUUGGAGCUGAGCAUGAACAAGCUCAGUCACAUCACCGCGAGGACGUUCUCCGAAUUGCACGAACUCGAAGAACUAUAUCUCCAGGACAACGGCUUGAGGAGACUGGACCCCUACGCCCUGACCGCUCUUAAGAAACUCAAAGUGCUCGACCUGGCUAACAAUAACCUGACCGUGUUGCACGACGCCAUGUUUCAAGAAGGCCUACCUAUCAGGAUCCUGAACUUGAAGAACUGCUCCAUCAUGAGCGUGGAGAGCAGCGCCUUUCGUGGCCUCAGAUAUCUAUCCGACCUCAACUUGGAUGACAAUCUCCUCACAGCGUCAGCCUUAUUGAAUCUACAUAUUCCAGGGUUGAGCACUCUUGCCGCGUCUGGUAAUAACUUCAGCCAAAUCUCCGAACACAGCCUGAACGGGCUGCCGUCCCUGCAGAAACUGUUGCUGGACGACGCACAGAUUUCCCAACUGCCAGAGAUCAUUUUCGUACUGAAUCGAAACUUGGCACGCCUGCAUCUCAAUAGGAAUUACCUUCGCAGCCUACCACCCGGUAUUUUCGACGGGCUGUUAUCCCUCUGGGAAAUCCGGCUGGACCACAAUCAGUUUCAGGAUAUCCCGUAUUCCGCGUUGGCCAGCGCCCUCAAUUUGGAAAUCCUCACGUUGUCCCACAACGAAAUUACGAACGUAAACGUGGCCAGUUUCGCCAGCCUGAAGAACCUGAAAGAGUUACACCUCAGUCACAAUCAAAUAGAGACGAUGUCCGGCUUCGCCAUGGCGAACCUGUCGCGCCUCAUCUCCGUGGAUCUCAGUCACAACCACCUGAACGCUCUUCCGGCCAACUUCUUCGCUCAUUCCUCCAUGCUGCGCAAAGUAGAUCUAUCAGAGAACAAGUUCAGACAGAUUCCAGCAGUGGCGCUGUCGGGUCAGAACCUUCCCGCGCUGCGCUGGCUGAAUCUGACGAGGAACCCGCUGAAUAGAAUCCACGAUCUCGCGUGGGACGCCAUGUAUCCUAUCCUUCAAGAAGUUCACAUAUCGGGUACCAAUUUGAGCAUAGUCACGUCUCAAGACUUUGAAGCGUUUCCCGCUUUACUGCAUCUCUACUUGAGCCAGAAUGGCAUCCUCAGGGUUUCGCCAGGAGCUUUUAGGAGCUUGCCUAACCUCUUAACGUUGCAUCUUGGAAUGAACAGCUUGGAGAUCCUCCCCAAGGAGAGACUCCAGGGCAUGGAGUAUCUGAGGAUUCUAAACCUGACCCACAAUCGACUGAAAGAGCUCGAGGAAUUUCCCCAGGACCUCAAGUCCCUUCAGAUACUGGACCUUUCGUACAAUCAGAUAGGAAUCGUAGACAAGGUGACGUUCAAGAAUUUGGUCAGCUUGGAGGAAUUGCAUCUCUACGGGAAUUGGAUUAACGCUAUCUCCAGCGAGGCGUUUAGACCCUUGAAAAAACUGAGAUUGUUGGAUCUCAGCAGGAAUUACUUGGAGAAUCUGCCGCUGAACGCUUUUCGACCGCUGGAGACGCAGAUACGGAGCUUGCGUGCUGAAGAGAAUCCGUUACACUGCGGCUGCGAGUCGCAAGAACUCUGGGAAUGGCUGAGGGACCAUCAGAAGCUGGUUAGCGGAGUGGGUGGUGGUCGCGGUCGCGGAAGAAACGGCGUCGGUGUCGGAGACGUCGAGGGUGGUCUGCUGAGAUGCGAACAACCGCCGGAACUACGCGGUCUGGUUUUCCUCGAUCUCGACCCUCACGCUUUCUGCUCCGUUCCACUGGUUCUGAAGCUCGCCAUUCAGGAUAUACAGCCUUUCUCCGUCCUCGUGUCCUGGCAGAGCAGAAACCAUUCUGGACUACAUGGCUAUCAAGUAGCCUAUCACGCCCUGGACAACGUCGAUGAAGUGCGGGGCAAGCUCCUCGACCCAAAAGCACGUUCGGUGAGACUGACAAAGCUGGCGUCGGACACGCGGUACCUGAUUUGCGUCCUUGGCCUCGGCAGCUGGGGCACACCGAUCCCCGAGGACAUCGGUUCUUGGCAAUGGAAUGCCUCCCACGACGACGUGAUCGAGGGUUCCGCCCUACCCGUGAUGGUCACCUCGCCCACGAGUCUGUGCACGGAGGUUCGGACCCUGGACGCGCCGGACUCGAUAGUAGGGGAUGGGACGAUGAGCGACAGAGGGGGUCUGACCAGCAUCCUGACUAGAAGGCUGGGCCUGAUAGUCGGUAGCUGCAUGGGCUUCGUCGUGUUCGUGGUCCUGAUCUCGGUGCUGGGCUACAUGAAGAUGAAGAAGCAGAGGUCCACGGAAAAAAGGGAUCAGCCUCUGUCCUCAAAUCCGCAGGCCUACAUGACCUACAGGCAUUACUCGCUGCAGAGCGGCGACAGGGCGGACAACGCUUGCCCCAGCUUCAUCAGCAACAUCGGAACCACGCCUCUGAACUCGUAGCACAUACCGAAGGAGUCUCGCAAAGAGGCUGAUCUCCGCGGUAUCGAGAUGAAGACCGCCCCUAACUGCGUGGGCCUCUUCGGAUGAGUGCCCUGCCGAGCGAACCCACCGAGGAAUGUCGACAAAUGACGUCCCCUAAUUGCAACGUGCCACCCUCGUUUCGUUCUUCGAGAUUCGACGUUUAUCUGGGUACACCGUAGAGGUGUGGGUGCUCGGUAGUAGCCACGGACUACUCGUGUAGGUAGCUACGAAUCGACGCUGGUUUCGAUCAAGUGCCAAAAACUGAUACGCGUAGAUCCCGACCAGAACUUGGCGAGCUAGUUUCGCCUGUCGAUCCGUCUGGAGGUUUUCGAAGUGUCAGUGAAGGACAUAACCACUGCUCGCGUGCCAAAAGUUUCGAAGACUCGAUUCACCGGGUCGGAAACCCUUUGGGAACAAAGGGACCUCGACGGGCGCUGCUCGGUCGACCGAUUAUCCGCGGACCUUAAUUUCUAACAAAUACGCGCGACGUUGUCUGUUGCUGAACAGAUCCUCCGACCAUUCACGUGAACCGAACAACGACGUAAACGACCCCUUUUUGGAACAAUUCGAAUCUACUCCUACGAAGACUGAUUUUUUAAUGCCGUUUUCCCCUCAUUAACUCCGACGCUCACGUUGUAUGUACGAUACCGUCACACAGACACACGCAAACACACUUUUUUUUGUAAAUAAUAGUCUACGGAACGUGACUUAACAAUGUUCGUAUUGACGCUCGUAUAUCCCGAGAGGAGAUAUACUCUUAUAGUGCUGCGCAAGCAAUAUUACACUUACUCGUAUCGAUAGUCCCAAACGAUCAGCACUAAACUUAAUUAAGAAGCGAUCUUCUAGAAGACUCGACGUUUCUUUAUUUCCUUUCUCACACUUUCUCUCUCUCUCUCUCUCUCUCUCUCUCUCUCUCUCUCUC
This is a messenger RNA of Hylaeus anthracinus, 6628 nucleotides long. Its product is annotated as protein artichoke-like. The transcript has 8 exons. Lineage: Eukaryota; Metazoa; Arthropoda; Insecta; Hymenoptera; Colletidae. Gene Ontology annotation, cellular component: extracellular matrix. The record is from RefSeq and is a predicted model, not a curated record. Bases 1333 to 5685 code for a protein of 1450 amino acids. Gene Ontology annotation, molecular function: protein binding.